Molecule: messenger RNA, 7770 nt
Organism: Pezoporus occidentalis (night parrot)
Lineage: Eukaryota; Metazoa; Chordata; Aves; Psittaciformes; Psittacidae
Gene: ASB2
Product: ankyrin repeat and SOCS box containing 2
Exons: 10
Coding region: 902-2839 (645 amino acids)
Biological process (GO): intracellular signal transduction; regulation of barbed-end actin filament capping
Cellular component (GO): cytoplasm; nucleus
Molecular function (GO): protein binding
Source: RefSeq, a predicted model, not a curated record
GUAUUAUGCCCACGCUCCAGCUAAUCCAAGUGUCAGUUCUCCUGUAUGUGCCGUUUUCUUAUAGCUCAUCCCUGGAUGAAUGCUAUCUCUUCCUUGGCCAGCUUGCUCUCUGCUAGAUGUGGGGAAUAUGGCUACCAUUUCACAUUUAUGGCCUCAAGGAGUCUGAGAGAGGGUCUGUCAUUCACAUUUAUGUGGUAUAAGAGCACUAGUAAACCCUUACAAAUACUACUUGGAACAGGUUUACAGCUGCUUUUGUCAUCUUUUGGAAUCCUUAAGUCUCAAACUUGCAGACUCAAAAAUAUACAAACCACUCUCUAAAACACCAGUAAAUACCCAUGUAAGGUUUGGCUGUCUUGUUUAACAAUCAGCAGCUAAAAGAAAAGUAAAUGGAGCCCCCUUCUCCCCAAGUAAGUAAAACUCUCCAGGACAACUCAAAAUCAUAUGGCAUUUUUUUUUUCUUUCUUUAGGUUCCAGAAACAUGUCCAUAUAUGGUCUACGUGUCCGGAACAAUAAAUAAUGAUGUAAUAGAAAGGUCAGCUUUGUGUCACUUAGCUACAGGAUGCUUGAUGAAGUAAAGUUCUUCAGAUAAUGCAACAAAGAAGAACUUUAGGAUGGGUAAAAGUUUCUGUCGUGCAUCUUCAAGCAGGAAAUCUGAGAUUCAGAACAACUUACAUUUUGGCUUGUAUUCACUGAUCAUGGGGUGAUCCAGAAAUAAACUUCAGGCUUCAAAGCAAGACUGUUUCAAAGCUGUCCUGCAGUUGAUUGAAACACCCAGGCAAAGCAGGGAGAUGAAGACCAGGAAGGAUAUUCUGAAUUAAGACUUAAUCAAGAAGAUAACCCAUUUCAACAGUAUUAUUACCCUUUUAUUUCAGAACAAAAAGGUAAGCAAAACAAAUAAAAAAUGGCUGCAAUGGCAGCAAACACUCAAAGACAAACUAUAGGCUGUGAGGAAUACAGUCUGUACAGCAGCCUGAGCGAAGACGAGCUCAUAAAGAUGGCCAUCCAGCAGAGCCUGGGAGAGGACCCAGUGUGUCAGCCAGACGUCCAUCAGAAGUCGAUGGUGGCACGUCCCGGUGAGGCAGCUGCCCCCAGCCACUCCAGCUGCCACAACCCAAACUACCACAUUUACCCUUGGCAAAGACUGGCAGCCCAGCCGAGGGGCCAUGCUCAGCCAUCCAGCUCAGGGGCAGCCUGGGGAAUCAGGCGAAGGUACGACGGCAGCCUCUUCAGCACAUCCCAGCCUGUAGAACUUGACCCUGUAGUGGCAGCAAUCAAGAAUGGAGAUGAAAAAGCGGUAAGAAACAUGAUGAAAUCAGGAAAAAAUCUUUCUGAACCUAAUAAGGACGGCUGGAUACCCCUCCAUGAAGCUGCAUACUAUGGCCAAGUGGGUUGUCUGAGCCUGUUGCAAAAAGCGUACCCCAGCACAAUCGACCAGCGCACCCUCAAUGAAGAGACGGCUCUCUACCUGGCCACCAGCCGGGGCAACCUGGACUGCUUGCUUACCCUGCUGCAGGCUGGGGCUGAGCCUGACAUCUCCAACAAGGCCAGAGAAACGCCACUCUACAAAGCUUGUGAGUGCAAGAAUGCAGAGGCUGCAAGACUUCUGGUACAGUACAAUGCUGACACCAACCAUCGCUGCAAUCGAGGAUGGACUGCUCUCCAUGAGGCUGUCUCCCGAAAUGACCUGGAGAUUAUUGAUAUACUUGUGAAAGGGGGUGCCAAGAUUGAGUCUGCAAAUGCCUAUGGGAUCACUUCUUUAUUUGUGGCAGCUGAGAGUGGGCAGUUGGAAGCUUUGAGAUACCUCGCAAAAUGUGGUGCUGAUAUAAAUACUCAAGCCAGUGAUAAUGCCUCUGCUCUUUACGAAGCUUGUAAAAAUGGACACGUACAUAUUGUGGAGUUUCUUUUGUCCCAAGGAGCAGAUGCUAACAAAGCCAAUAAGGAUGGCCUGUUACCUCUUCACAUAGCAGCCAAAAAAGGGAUUUGCAAGAUUGUCUCCAUGCUGAUCCCAGUGACCAGCCGCACCCGCAUCAAGCGUAGUGGUAUCAGCCCCUUGCACUUAGCGGCCGAACGCAACAACGAUGACAUCUUGGAAGAGCUGAUCGAUGCUGGCUAUGAUGUUAACACUGCGCUGUCCAAUGAACGGUCCUGCCUUUACGAAGACAGACGCACCACCCCCCUCUAUUUUGCUGUUUUUAACAACAACAUCUAUGCAACAGAGCUCCUGCUGCAAGCUGGAGCUAACCCCAAUGUUGACCUUAUUAACCCAUUGCUCAUCUCCAUCCGCCACGGCUGCUUGAAGACCAUGAAACUGCUCCUUGACCAUGGAGCAAACAUUGAUGCCUAUAUAUCAAGCCACCCCACCACAUUUCCAGCUACCAUCAUGUUUUCAAUGAAGUACCUAUCUGUGCUGAAGUAUCUGCUGGAUCUGGGCUGUGAUGCAGGUUCCUGUUUUGAGUGUCAGUAUGGAAAUGGCCCGCACCCUGCAUUAAAUUACAGACGGGACAGACUUAAUGAUCCUGAACUGUCCAAGGAACCAACGGUAGUUCAGUUCUGUGAAAUGGUGUCUACUCCAGAGAUUAGUCGCUGGGCUGGGCCAAUCAUCGAUGUUCUUCUGGAUUAUGUGGGUAACGUGCAGCUCUGUUCCCGGCUCAAGGAGCAUAUUGACAGUUAUGAGGACUGGGCUGUCAUUAAAGAAAAAGCAGAGCCCCCACGACCUCUUUCCCAUCUUUGCCGCAUCAAGGUACGAAGCCUGGUUGGAAGAAACCGCAUUAAACUUCUUAACACCUUGCCUCUCCCAGACAGACUGAUUCAAUACUUACAGCAUAAUUACACACAGUGACCCAAGGCACACUGGACAUACAGCGGCUUCCUGACAUGACACCCAGCAUCAUCAGCAUGGCAAGGGCACACAUUGUGCAUGGUGGGGAGGAAUUGCUGCUGGCUUUGUCAAUAGCCCUCCAACGACUAAUUGAAGACAAAUAGGCUUCUGAAGCAUGAGUGAGAAGAAAAUGAUGGAGACAGAGAACUAAACACAGGACCGCUGUUAGGUUUUCCAAGAGAAAACAUAUGAUUCACCUCAAAGCUUGGUUUGUAGAAAAAAUGAAAGCCAACACUGAAAAAUGAGUAGUGCUGAAGCAAGUAUCAGUGAGGAAUUCAAAGGUAUUCUGGGGUUGUGGUGGAGCUUAGCAUCCCUGCUGUAAUCCAAAUUGAGAAAUUGUCAAGAUUCAACAUAUUUGGGAAAACAAACACAUUUCCUUCACCAACUGAGAUUUUAAUUUCAGUUUCUAUUCUACUGUUUGGAUUUCUGCUAGGUGUGCUGGUUGCUAAUUCUCUGAUACUUUGAUACCAUCUUGCUAACAAGCAAAAGCUUUCAUUUUCUGGACCUUUCUUAUUGAGUACCUGAUUUCUGAACAUUCAAAUCUCAGACUUUAAUAGAAAUAAAAUACAGAAAUGCUGAUUCCUGUAGAAGUCAAGGAAAGUUUUAUUUAAGAAGGAUGUAAGAACUGUAUUUGCACAUAGUGAAUACAGUUCAUUUUGCAUUACAUUUGCAGUGAGAAAAAAGCUAAAUUCUGCUUGAGAACAUUUUCUAGACUGGGGAUUUGAAGGCAAUUCUGAGUUUCUGAUGUUGUUUGUUUUGGGGGGAGCGUGGGAUAUAAAUUAGAAGUGGCUGCGCUGUAAACAGUAGCUUUACUUUGUCAUGGAGCUGGUGUCAGGACAGAACAAAGCCCGCGGGGAAGAGGAGCAGAAAGUGAUGUGAAGGAGAGAGGUGAGGUAUGUAAGGAGAUGCAACACUGAUAAACCGAUUUUAUCUGUUCCUUCUCUAGGAGAUCUUGCUCCCUACAAGGCCCAGCCUCUGUUACUCCUUGGACCUAUGUAGCUAUAACAAUACCAUCACUGGAAGAGAUAUUAUUUCAAAAUUAUGGAAAUCAGACUGAGAUUUAUGAAAACAAAUACCCAGAAUUAGGCUUCCAAAUCCUUAUUCAGGUGCUUAAACAAUGUCAAGUUGCUUGUGCCAGGUGUAGUUCCACUAAGCCAAUGGGAUCACAUUUGGUGUCAGAUAUUACUGAGGCAGAAUAAAUGUCUUAGGAUUUAGCUCUGAAUUUCCUGACUUUAGAGGUUUGAAGUAUCUAUCAGCUCCCUUUGACACUGAAAGUUAGUAUCUCAGCUUCUUUGAAAAUUAGGUCACCUAUUUCCAGCUCAGAUCUACAGCUGAUUUAUGGCAGCUUAACAAGUUACCAUCUAUCAGCUGAACCACUAUAAUUGUCCGUGAAAUUCUUUUAGUGAAGUUUUUAACAAGUCACAUUCCCUCACAGCUGGGGAGGCUGAAAAGCCCAUGAACGGUUGGUUAUUGGCAGUGACUACAGCUCAGUUGACAGGUGUGACUUGCUGAACUGAUUUGAUGAGUGCCUUAUUUUUAACUAGGCAUCUAAAUAAGGAUGGAAAAACCUACAUUUGGAACUACAUCUUUGUGGAUCUUAUGCUAGACACACACUCGUUCUUACCUUAGGUGAUUAAGGAGCUGUGCACCAUGGUUUAUUUGGAUUUCCCACCAGAGACCUGAAAGAUCUGGUUUUGUUUGUUCGCCUGCAUGCCACCCAUGGAAUCAGAUAUAAAUGUAAGUAGCGAAAAUGCAUUGCACCGAGUUUUAUUUGUGUGGAGUUUUCUACCUUAACACAGGAGUAAAAGUGUGUUGCACAAAACAAGUCUGGGCACACGAGUUCAGAUUCUGUGAUGGUUUUUUGUGAAAUGUGUUCAGCACUUGUAGGACAGGAUGUGAGCAGAACUACUGUUUACAGCUGUGGGCACUCUGUCCACAGCUGUCCCCUUCCCAAAUGCUAAAGAAGUUGAAAAACCAACAGUUUCAAUUCACACUGAACAGUGAUCUUCUUACAAAGUUUUGGAAAGUCAGGUGAGAUUCCCCCACUGCUGAAAUUUUGUCAAGUGCCUUCCAUUACUACCAGUUUAAGAUCUACCCUUUGCAGUGUGAACAGGGAAUUGCCUCAGGUUGGAAAAAUACUGGGUAGAGGGAAAGGGAUGGAGAACAGGAAAUCUUUAGACCAGUUUUGCCAAUAAAGGCCCUAUAGGACCUGUAGAAAGGGCCUAAUAGAAAAUUAUCUAUGGAGUUUGUGCACCUCUCAUUUUAGGGGGCUUGAGCAGUGAAGGUCUGGGUCUUACUCAUAUUGAUAUAAAUCAGAAGAAAAUUCCUUGAAAUUAAAUGAGUAUGAUAGAGUCAUAGAGGGUGAUGGAUAUAGACACACAUUGGUGAAGAUCAUUUACUUCAGUGCUUGUUUAGUGUGCAAUGACAGCCCUGGAGGCAGCUGGCUACUAGAAGGAUUUGGUCACCAACUGCAUAUAUAACAACAGGGGUGGGAUUUCAUAACCUAUCCCAAAGUGGAAAUUCCCCACUGUUAUGUACACAAAAGUCUUGUGGAUUGCAAUGUCUUUUUCUGUCCUUGGAGAAGUUGAGACUGGGUUUGGGUGGAGCAAAUAUGGAAAUUCCAUUUCUUCUUUCAACUAAGUGACUUUCAUCUCUACUGGGAGACCCAUGUCCUGGUUGCCUUUAACCAUCUGUACUGAUGAGGAGGUUCGCUGAGCUGGAGAGCACUGAUCUGAUGGGUAUGUACCGCAACUGCAGGAAGGAAAAGUGCACAGUGCAAACAGAAGCUGAGGAGAGUUUGUUAGAGGGGGAAUCUGGUAAUUACAAUGUUACUGAAUCAUUUCUGCUUAAUCUUCGCACAACUAGUUUACAUUAUUUGCACUGAAAUGGAGCCUGCUACCUCUCCACUCCGGUCAUUGACAGUAUUUUGUGUACAAUACUGAAUCUGCACAAAUUCAAUGUGCAUUUAAUGCAUCUAUCUACAUGUUACUGUGAAAAGACAAAUACCCCAGAACCCAAAUAAACCAGGCUUUGUAAGCAGAUCAGUAGUUCUAGUGCAAGGAAAAGUAGCUUGUUUUUACUGAAUAUGAUAGAUAGACUCCUUCAGAGAUGAUGACUUUAUGUGAAAUGUUCUACAAAUAUUUCAUGACCAGGUUACUGUACAUUUUUUACUGUAACAUGCAAUUCACUUGAUGUUCUUGUGCACUUUUUGAUUUUUUAUUUCAUUUUAUAUGAAAGCUUUUUCAUCCACCUCUCCCUUCCCCUUAUUUAUAUAAGGUAUUGUGGUUUUAACAGUUUAAAUUUUGCAUUGUUGUAGUAAAUAACAGCUUUUGAAUGUUAUGUUUCCAUCUUUCAAACAAAGUAUGAAUAAAUAAAUCGAUUCUGAAGGACUAUCAGCUGUCCUGAAUAGCAACAUUGAACAACGAAACACAAAAAUAGCCAGGAAAAGUCUGAAUCAGUCCAAGCUUGAACACUUAAUAAUUUUGAUGUUUAUCUCAAGGAUAAGAGAACAGUAAGUAUUGCUAGAGAGCAGACAGAGUUGCUAUACUUUGCAAACCUUUUGGAAAAUCUCACACAUCCCCAUUCAAUAAUCUUGAAUAUACUUAACAAUUGUCUUCUGUUCAUUUGUGUUUUACUCCAUUGCUGCUUCAGUUCAGAGCCCCAGCAAGGGCCACUGCCUGCCCUGGGCUGGGAAGUUCCAUGUCACAAAGGAUUUUAAAAGCAAUAUCAGUUUAAAUCUGAGGAUAAGUGCAUAAAUAUCUCUGUGUCAGAGGUCAUUUGGAACAGUCUGGUUCAAUGCUUCAUCAUAACUUAAAAACAUGCUAUUCUAUUACAUGGAAAAUGUACAGAAACACACAUUCAAAUAAGAGACAGUUUAAAAAAAAAAUAAAAAAAGAACUUAAUAUCUGAAAUGUAGAAAUUUGACUUUAACUCUCUUAUUUCUAUGAAUUUCUUCAGAAAUAAAAUUUCUACAGAGGCUAUCCAUUUUGCCAAGUAUUUUAAUUUUGAUAGAAAUCUAUAUUCUGGUGCAAUAUGCAGCACUUUCAAAUUUCCCUUCUGAAUUCGAGCAGGAACAUUUGCCUACAGCAGUCACUGCAAUACUCGUGGUUCUUUCCACCAAUUUCUCUGGUCACCCAGAUGGAAAUCCAGAUCAACACCAAGAAGGCUCCUCUACAUUGACAGCAUUGAGACAGAGUUCAGCAUCUGACUUCAUCUGGAUUACAACAGUGACAGAGGACUAAUGGUGUGAGAAAGCACCCAUAUUUCUAUGUAAAAGCAUUUCCUUGUCUUCAAUCCUGCAAAUUCAGAAAUAGUUCUCCCAUUAACUUAAACGAGGGUACUACCUCUGGUUUCUGUUAGAAAGCCUCACGGAGAGAGGCAGUUUCUUCGUGGAUUAUUUUUUCCCAAACAGAAUAAAAGGGAAAGACAUCUAAGUGUAUUCAUAUCUUCCUUUCUGGACCAAAAGCUCACCUGAUGUCUUGAACCCUUAGAUCAGCUCUUUGGCACUUUGCAUGCAGUUGCAGGUAUGUGCUGCCAUUUCCUGCUCUCUCUCCUAUGGGAGUAAUCUAUACAAGCUUGGUACAUAUAUUAAGUGCUGGUGGUAAGCAGAAAGCAAUGAAAGCCAUAUCUAUUUCUGCUUUUUGCCUGCUGCACUAACACGUUACAGACAUUUUUUUAUGUAAUUAAACACUAGUGGGUUAUACUGUAAGGUUUGCGAAAAGAAUUAGCUAUUUUUAGCCUAAGAACAGUUCAUAUCCUAACAGAAGUUGCAACCUGGUUAUAUAACACCAAGACCCAUCAGAAGAUCAAAAAUUAUACUCUACAAUUGCUGAAGAUGAUAAAUUUUUCAUUACUGCAAUGCACUUAAAGGAAGCAUUGACUGGUUUUCCCCU